AUGGCGGCAACCAAAGUAGAAUCCUACAAGUUCAAUCACUCGAUGAUUCGGGUGAAGGACCCGAAAGAAUCAGUCAAGUUUUAUGAAUUCCUCGGCAUGAAGAUGAUCCAAAAGAUCGAACAACCUGAAGCCAAAUUCGACCUCUACUUCCUGGGCUAUGACUCUCCCAAAGCAGUUUCACACGGAAAUCACUUCAGCGACCGCGAAGGCCUGAUCGAAUUAACACACAACUACGGCACCGAGAACGAUCCUGACUACAAAGUAUCUACUGGUAACAACGAACCACAUAAGGGUUUUGGACAUACCUGUAUCAGCGUUGAUAACAUUCAAGCUGCUUGCCAACGGAUUGAGGAUGCCGGUUACAGAUUCCAGAAGAAGCUGACGGAUGGUCGCAUGCGACACAUUGCUUUUGCUCUGGACCCAGAUGGAUAUUGGGUUGAGAUUAUUGGCCAAAAUCCAGUUGAUAAGACGGAGGGUAUCAAGACCACAGAUGUGGCAACUUACAGAAUGAACCACACCAUGAUCCGUGUCAAGGACCACGAGAAGUCUUUGAAGUUCUACCAGGACGUAUUCGGCAUGACUCUCCUCCGUACAAGCGAGAACAAAGAUGCCAAAUUCAACCUCUAUUUCCUUGGCUACCCCGGUGAUAAAGGCGUAUCUCAAGCUUCUGCCAAUGGGGUCAACCCAACUGCUGAUCGCGAAGGUCUUCUCGAAUUGACCUGGAACUAUGGCACCGAGAGCGAUGAGAGCUUCAAAUACCACAACGGCAACGACCAACCUCAAGGAUUUGGCCAUAUCUGUGUUUCCGUCGACGACCUCGAUGCAGCUUGCAAGCGCUUCGAGGACUUAGGCGUAAACUGGAAGAAAAGACUUACAGACGGCCGCAUGAAGAAUGUUGCCUUCGUGCUGGAUCCUGAUAAUUACUGGAUUGAGGUUAUCCAGAAUGAGAAGUUGAAGUCGAGAGCUAACUGGUAG
Molecule: messenger RNA, 975 nt
Organism: Cadophora gregata
Lineage: Eukaryota; Fungi; Ascomycota; Leotiomycetes; Helotiales; Ploettnerulaceae
Gene: GLO1
Product: Lactoylglutathione lyase
Exons: 5
Coding region: 1-975 (324 amino acids)
Molecular function (GO): metal ion binding; lactoylglutathione lyase activity
Source: RefSeq, a predicted model, not a curated record